AUGCAUCAGCCCAUUCCGAUUCCUGCUUUCCCCGCGAUCGCAUCGAUCGCAGGGAGAGAAAAUCAAUUCGUUAAGUGGACCGAACACCACCAACUGGUCAACAAAGAAAACCCCGCAGUUGUGGAUAAUCAACAUCAUCAUGGUGCCACACACACCGACCAAGAUACCCAGAAGAAUUCCUGGAAAAACUGCCCAGCCAAAUCUUCUCUUGUCACCGUUGGCACUCACAGCCUAUUCCUGUCUGUUUCGGGGCCUCCUCGCCAACAAGCGGAGCCUGUCAUACUUACAUUCACUGGAGCUGGGAACUCCACGUCAUCUUAUCCAGCGCUUGAGCGAUUGGUAUCUCCGCAUGCCCGCAUCCUACUCUAUGACCGCAGCGGUCUGGGCAACAGCGAAAGAGGCACCAGUCCCAUCAGCGCAGAAACAGCAGCGAAGGAGCUUUCGAUGGCCUUGGAAGCCGUGAAGCUAGGUCCUCCGUACAUCCUGCUAGCCCACUCGUACGGCGCCAUCAUCGUUGCGCGCGAGUUCUUGCAUCUUCACGAUGAGCAUGUUGUCGGGAUGGUUCUGGCGGAGGCUUCGACCGAGAGGCAGUAUCUAUUCUUCGAGAUUCCAGAUCGUAAUAUCUUGUCUUUGCUGGGCGAUCUCAGCUUUGCUACCGUGACAGGCCUGAGAGAUUCGUCCAAACUCUCCCGCGAGGAAUGGCGGGCCCGAGCUGAGGAAUUGUCGCUCUCAGCUGUAGCGGCGCAGGAGGAGGCUGACGGUUACGUGCCAACAAGUGAGUACCAGCGAAUAUAUGAUAGGGGUGUAGAGGCGGGAAAUGGAACCGAAGAGGAGAGAAAAGCAUUCCGAGAUCUCCUCAGCCGAUGGGAUGAUUGGGCCAAAGAGCUGGCCGAGGAGCAAACCCCAUAA
This is a messenger RNA of Coccidioides immitis RS, 909 nucleotides long. RefSeq names its product alpha/beta hydrolase. Bases 1 to 909 code for a protein of 302 amino acids. The transcript is spliced from 3 exons. NCBI's taxonomy places the organism in Eukaryota, Fungi, Ascomycota, Eurotiomycetes, Onygenales, Onygenaceae. The record is from RefSeq and is a predicted model, not a curated record.